Rhipicephalus microplus (southern cattle tick) is the source of this 2976-nucleotide messenger RNA. Its product is annotated as NADH dehydrogenase [ubiquinone] 1 alpha subcomplex assembly factor 2. Lineage: Eukaryota; Metazoa; Arthropoda; Arachnida; Ixodida; Ixodidae. Gene Ontology annotation, biological process: mitochondrial respiratory chain complex I assembly. Gene Ontology annotation, cellular component: mitochondrion; respiratory chain complex I; membrane. The record is from RefSeq and is a predicted model, not a curated record.
UAGGAGGCUAUGCAUGGUGGGAUGUGUUGCAUGGUGUUCUGUGUGUAGGCGCUCUUAACGCGUGUUGCCUGGCGUUACAUCGCGUUCGCCGACUUCUCUGCGUUAGCGAACACAAGCUUUAUUUUUCCAGUGCAGUGUAUUUAUUAGCGUUGUGCAGCAUGUCAAGCCCGGGCAGAGGUGUCAUUGCGCGGAUAUGGAGAAAUUUUCUAGCAUCCAUCACGACGAAACAGCUUCCUCAGCGCGAGGUUGGUCGCGAUCAUUUUGGCAACAAGUACUUUGAAAUUGCGGCCGAUCCCAGCAGAGGAAAACGAAAGCCAAGGCGCUGGUUUGAGCCGCGCACUAAAGACAACUUCGCCGCGGACAUGCCCCCAGAGUGGGAAGCCUGGUUGCGUGGUCGCCGUUCCUUCCCUCCAAGUCAAGAGGAAAUUGCCCACAAUGAAGAGAUUAAGAAACUAAAGCAACAAAGAGCUGCACUUUCUGAAAGGAAUCUAAUGGAGGUACACCAGCAGAAAGGAGGCAGCCAAGCACAAUUGCCUACUGGAUUCCCCAUGUAUGACGACUACAAGGAGGGGAAUGAAGAAAUGAAUCGUGGCUCCACGGAAUCAUCCAAGUAGCCCCACCUCAGCUUGUGGUGCAUGCAGGCCUUCGCAGGGACACUGUCUUCGACUCCUCAAGAUCCUUAGUUCUGAGUGGCACCGACAAGCUCGUUUCUACAAGCAGUGUUUGUUUCUCUCGCUCCAAGGGACUACGAACUACAAUGGAGGCAAGAAGUGGCUCGAUCACCGUGACCUAGCUAAUGCGGCGGUGGAAUUUCGUUGGCGGCAGAUGCUGACUGAACUACGAGCUUCGCUGCCAAAAAAGCCCUCCCCCAGCAAGGAGGGACUGCAUUCUCUGGCGAAUGUGUCUUUGCCUGAGAACAUACGCAGUGUGCUUAGCCGCGGCCCCAAGUAUGCUUUUGAACCAAGAAGGUCAAGGGCGGAACUUCUGGGCCUGGUCCGCAGCAUUUCUAGGAAGGUACCUGCUGACUAUGCCAAGAGCUGUGUUUCUGAGGGUUGUGACAUUCUUCGUAACCAUAGAGCAGGCUUGACCAGGGUUUCUGUAAAGAAAGUAAAAUCCUUCCUGAAGGAUAAGUCAUUGUCCUUGGUAGCAGCAGAUAAGGAGGGAGGUUUUAUUAUUCCGAAUGAAAUUUAUAAGAAAAAAGCUGGUGAAACGCCUUUGUUUUUCAGCCCCAAGCUAAUGUGUCAAUUCCGAAGGUUAAAAGCUAUGCAAAAAGUCUCUGUAAAAGAUUGAAUCUUAAUGGUUUGGUAAAAAAGAUGGAUGGCAAGAAAAACCUUAGCAUGGAAAUUUUCUUUAACGCGAAAACGUACAAAGUUAACUGUGCUUUGUGUUAUAGUAUCAGAGGUGAACGUGUGGCAAAACAUACUGGCACAAUUUCUUCAGGGUAAACUGAUGUUAUUAAGCAUAGACGAUCCAUUCCUAGCUAAAAGUUCCUAUGAUGUGAUUUCCGUGUUGAAAGAUAACAAAGUUUAUGGCUACCAGGCAUGCUCAAUAGAUAUUAAAGAUCUGUACUACUCAUUGCCACACAGUGAGCUUCUAGCUUCCAUUCGCGGGUGCAUUGACAGUUUUGGCGUAGUGAAUUAUCAGAAUGCAGUAGGUAUACCUGUUGAAGGUUUUAUGGAACUGCUAGAGUAUUACCUGAGGUCGACAUUUGCAGAGUGGGAUGAUCACAUUUACUUGCAACGUCAAGGGGUGUGCAUAGGAUCAUGCCUUGCACCCAUUUUGAGUGAUUUAUUUUUAGGCAGCCAUGAUUGUGCCAUUCAUAAUUGCUUGGAAUCCACAACUGUUAAGAGAGUAUUCCGCUAUGUUGACGACUUCCUCGUGUUGUUUCAAGCUGGAACCUCGUCGGACGGUUCGCCUUUGACUACUAUUUUAGAAAUUUUCAGUAAGUGCCUUUCUCCGCUUGUUAUAACACAUGAAGUUCCGGACAGAGGAGCCAUCAGGUUCCUAGAUUUGAUGUUAACAUUGAGUCCUUCCCACGUGUGUUGGGCCUAUGAGCCACGCUCUAACAAGCCAGUCCUCCCUUUUGGUUCAGCACAUUAAAAAGUGGUGAAGCGCGCUAUUGCUAAGACUUGCUACACGAACGCUCUGCGAAGGUCCUGCCAUCACACGAUUCAGUCCAGCUUUAAUCAGCAAACUAAACGCCUUACUGAAGCUGGUUUCCCGACGUACGUUUUGACCACCGUUUCCGAGUGUCUACUCCGAGAAAUCAGAACAAGCCCAGAGAAUAGUGCUCAAACCCGUAUAAAGGAUAAGGUACGGGAGAAACGAAACUUCGCCGUUAUUCCCUAUAUCCACGGCGUCACCCACAACCUCAAAAAAGUGGCCAGCAGGUGCGAUGUAGACCUGGUUUUUUCUGCUCCAGAAAAACUGGCUAGGUUGUGCAGGGCCGUGAAUCCUGAUUCCAGGGUUGAGCGAGGCUGCAAAAUCAAGCAUCGGAAGAAGUACGUUCCAUGCAUUGAAGGGGUGGUGUACCCUCUACCCCUGUCCUGCGGCAAGUGGUACAUCGGCCAAACAGGCAGGUGUUUAAAUGAGCGGCUGAAAGAGCACACUCACAAUGUAUCCUCUACAGUUUCGGGCCACCUCGGCAUUCAUUGCCGAGACUGCAGUUGUGUCCCCGAUUUUCAGCUUUGUACCGUCAUUAGGCGUUAUCGGGACCAGAUGAUGCGUGAAAUUUAUGAGGCUGCAGAGAUAGAAAGGCUGGGCAGUGCAUGUGUCAGCAGGACUUCAAUUGCACUAUCGCAAAAAGAAAGAGAUUUUCUUCGGUACGUUAGCACACGUGUUGUUCAUGGUGCGUUGUGGCGAUGAUUACGUGGUUGUUAGCUGGAUUCUGUUUUCUUCGUUUUGUAUUUUUUCUUUUUUUUGUCAGAUACUGCCCAAGUAUAUAUUGUGCGGUUCUAGCAAAUAAAUCUUGUUGUA